AUCAUCAUCAUCAUCGUCGUCAUGAAAAAGGAGGUGAUAAGAAGUUGGAGCAAACGAGAUCCGAUUUCCUCCACUUCUAGGCCGCUGUGCAAGGAGAGGAAGGCUGUGUGAAUUAUUGCUAACACUCUGCACUGCCAAUUGAAACGAAACUAAGCCAGAACGCCACCAAAUAGGACCACACAUAAAAAAGAAGGUCGCCUUCCACUCCCCCCAUUCAUAUCAUCCUCCACAACUUGUUUGUGAAAGACAGCUAUUACGAACUCUGGUGACAUGCCUGCCCCACAAGUCAACUCGCUCCUUGAUUAAUCCCAUAAUGCUCAUAUAACGAGGGGAUGAUUAGUGCGAUUGGAAAAUUAGUGAUGUUCUCCUCCCUCGUCACAAGUGAUACAACAACAGUAGUGAGAUUAUACAUAUAACGCAGAUUUCAUAAAAAGAUAAAAGUGGUGCACUCGAACUCGAUUCUAGCUGCAAUAAUAAUAGGCAGAUUUAUCAGCGGAGGUGAGUGAACUGUGCGACAAUUAGUGCAGGGUGGAAUGUCGGGCCAUGGGGGUAGAUGGCCACCGGGCAGCGGUGGCGGAAAUAAUAGCAGCCGACCGCAAUCGCCUUCUCCUUUUCGAGGCCCACCGCCACCACGCCCACCUGGAUGGGCGUCCCCAGUACCGCUUAGAAUGACCCAGUCCCCACCACCCUUCCUCAUCCGGCCCAUGGUUGGUGGUGGUCAAGGUCAGGGUCAAAGUUCGCCAUUUGGUCGACCCAGUUGCACAUCGCCCUUCAGCCCUCCAGCACCCCCACAGGGCAUGAUACAAAUGCAACCACCACUGAGAUGGACACCAAGCCCGGGACCAGGCACGCCACCACCGCGACACCAUCCCUUCGCUGGACACGGCACACCUCCGCCAAGACCUGUCUUCAGGCCACUCAUGCAGAGUCCGGCUCCUGGUCACCCAGCACCGCCCCCACCACCUUUCAGCCCAGAACUCAUCCAACUCCAACCUUCGUUCGACAUGGAGUUUGUCUAUCCAAGUGGCAUGGAUCCCGACUCGAUUCGGCGACACCACGCCAUGUCGAUUCCCCAGGAAAGCGUCGACGAUGGGCCUUCUACUGCAGAUAUCAUUGCGGCCCAGUCACAAGAUUACGUGGACGAAAGACUAGCCGAGUACCAGGCGACAAUUCAACAUCUUCAGGAUGAGCAGGAGAGGGUUCAAAAGAAGACUUUUGUUAACUGGAUCAACUCGUACCUCGCCAAGCACGUUCCUCCGCUGCACAUUGUGGACCUUAUCGAGGGUCUAAAGGACGGUACCCACCUUCUGGCCCUCCUUCAAGUCCUCUCCGGCGAAAGACUGCCCGUGGAACGAGGACGGAACGCCAAACGACCCCACUUUCUCAGCAACUGCAACACUGCCUUAGAAUUCCUGCAGAGGAAAAAGAUUAAACUGGUCAACAUAAAUUCUUCUGACCUGGUGGACGGGAGACCGGCCGUCGUUCUUGGACUUGUUUGGACAAUCAUCCUCUACUUCCAGCUUCGUUGUAGGGACCCCAAAGUGAUCGAGGAGAACACGAAGGUGCUGGCCAGUCUGGGCUACCGUUUCGGCGCCCCCACGCCCACCCCGACUUCACAACUCGACGGUGGCAGAUCAGACUCUGCAUCGCCAAAGACAACGACCCCCAGCACGCUUGGACGCAUGACCCCGUCAGAUCGGUGGAGAGACGGAGCACGAAAAGCACUUCUAGCCUGGGUCAAAGAAGUUGCCCACAAGAGAUUCGGUGUGGCGGUGAAUGACUUUGGAUUGAGCUGGCGGGACGGGAACGCUUUUCUCGCCAUCAUCAACAGUAUCCAUCCCGGCCUAGUUGACAUGGAGGGACUGCGCCACGCCUCAAAUCGCACUCGCCUGGAGACGGCGUUCAGAGUGGCGGAACAAGAGUUGGGCGUGACCCGUUUGCUUGACCCCGAGGACGUGGAUGUGCCCCGACCUGACGAAAAGUCAAUCAUGACCUACGUAGCCCAAUUCCUCCACAAAAGUAAUGAGCCCCGUCUUCAGGCCGACUCGUUCUCCUCUGUCCAAGGGCUAUACGACGAGCUGCAAACGUGGCUGAUGCAGAAGACUCAAUACAUCGAACACAUGAAACAGACAGGGGCACUUCCCCUCUCCUUCCAACAGUACGAAGCCAUCCACUCUGAGUUCCAGUUGAAGCAGGAGCAGUACCACAGGCUCAAAACAUUGAUCGAAUCUCACUCCCAAGUUGGAAUCACGCCAGAAUCGUGGUCCCAACUCCAGUCGCUCUGGAGAAAGUUGGAGUCUCAGUUGAAGGAGUGGGAGUGGAGGCUUGAUGCUGCCUUGCCAGAUCCCUUCGGAUCGUUUGGCGAGUGGCUCGCAAAAGCAGAAAUUCUAGUCAUGGGUGAUGACGUACCUUCCGUGAUGGACGAUGAAGCUGCCAGAAUUCUUAACGCCAAAAUAGAAGACCACAAAGCAUUUUUCAUAAAGUUGCCAGAAGUGUUGUCCCAAUUCACAGAGGCUCUGGACACUCCCAUAGCUAACCAAGUGCCUUCCGGACAAUUGCAGUCGAUGGCCACGAGACUUCACGCGAUUGGACCACUUGCGACGAAGCGAGCUGUCAAACUGAAAUUCCUGGAACAUAAGUGCUGUUUGGUAGCGUUUAUCGUUCUUGUCGAGAAUAGACUGAAACAAUGGACUGUAAAAUACGGGAGAGAGGAUCACGUGAAAACACUUCUCGAUGCCUACAACAACUUUGUCAACAGGAACAAGAUUUUCCAAGAGUUUGAAAGAGCUUAUAUUGAUAUGCAACAUGUGAUUGAAGAAUUUAAACGGGAGGGAGGAAUCGACACACGAGAAGGUCGCGUGGCGGACCACUUUUUAUGGGAAAUUGGUGAACGGUGGAAGUCUGUGAGCAUGGAGCUCCGAUGUCUUCAGAGCAUGUUAGAGGAGGUGAUCGCAUACUGGAGGCGAUACGACUCGGUGGCCCCUGAGUUGGAAAACUGGAUUGACCGAUCUCUCCCCAUGGUCUCUCACCUCCCGGAGGAAGAACGGAUGGAAUACUUCCAAGACCUUGGCGUCUGGCACGACAAGUUUAACCUGCUCAACGACACAGUCUCCUUCCUCGGAGCCACAUGCGAUCCCAGCGUGGUGGAUGACCUGAAAAUUCACUUUUCCGUCCUCACGUCCAAGUGGGAGGCCCUUUUUAGUCACGUCAAGCAGUACAAGUACGCUGGACAGAUGCUUCGAAUGCGAAAAGACUUUCUCCAAACGCUUUCAGGCCUUCAGAAAUGGCUCCGAAAUUCGGAAGAAAUUUUGGGCGCCCCCCACCCUCAAAAUCUGGAUGCUGCAAAAGAUUAUCAGAACUCACUCCAGAAAAUAAUGGCUGAAAUUGACGAUAAAGACGAAGAGUGGCGUGUCAUUAGUAAAAAGUUCCAAGCCCUACUUCCCGAACUGGCCGGGGACGAGGUAGACCGACUGAUGAAGACGAUUAAAAAAGAGAAAGAAUGCUUGGUCCGCAUCCGUGGCGGGGUGCCUCAACGGCAAGCACAGAUUCAUCAACUCCUGACACAGCAAGAAUCCUUGGAGGCAGGGCAACAGGAGAUCGCCGAGUGGUUAAGCAGUGCCGAAGUCCUUCUGAAUUCACACGUUCUCACGGGUGGCCCCCAACAGCUGCAGCAACUGUUGGACAGACAUCGCCAAUUUUUUGCCAAAACUCUCUACUACAAGACGAUGCUGGAGAGCAAGAGCAAAGUGGUGGGAGGGAUUGUUCGAUCCGGAGAACGAGGUCCAGGUGUGGAACAUCUAGUCAAGAACAUGCAACUCUUAACGGACCACUUCAAACGAGUAGAGCAGAGUGGGCAGGCUUGGGAACACAAGUUGACAGAGUGUAUCCGUUGUUGGCGAAACUAUGACGAGAACAAGCAAACUGUGAUUGACUGGAUGGGCACAGCCGAAAAACUGUUGCAGGAAAGGAACCUCGAGUCAAAACAAACGGUGGAGGCACACAAGAAUUAUUUUGACCAAAUCAACGAUCGUCCGGUGCGCCACAUGACGCAAGCAAGUCGUGAUCUCCAACAGUGGGUCAGCCCCGAAGAGAUGGAUCACAUCAACAAGACUGUAACACAACUUCAAGCCAAGUGGAGUAAAAUAAUGGCAGCAGCUCCGAUCCAUCUAGCCAAACUAGAGUUUCGACUGGAGGAGGAUAACUUGGCUUCCUUGCUCAAAGAGAUGGACAGAGAGAUUACCAAUGAGCAUCAACUCCUCAACCGGAAGGAGGACUCACAAGCAGUAUUAAGCAGACACAUGACGUUCUUCGACAAGGGGAAGGUGAGCCAUGAUGCAAAGGCCUGCUUGACAAAGUUGAGCCAGAUGGAGUCGCGCUACACGGUCCAACACCCAGAGGACACGAGUCUCAAGGAACAACUGUCCCAAGCCAAGGCUGCCUCCAACACCAUCACUGAACGCAUCAAGAAUUUGCGAGUCAUUUUAGAAGAAAUCCCUGUCCAGAUGAAUGCCUAUAAAGCAAAGUAUGAGGAGGUUGUGCUCUGGAUGGACUCGGUGGACGUGGCCUUGAAGAGUAUUCUAGUCGAAUGCACCGACACCGUUCAAUUUGAGACUGAAAAAGCCAAAUUCGUGGAAAUUUGUCGUGAAGUUGACCGUCGUCGCGAAGAUAUGAAGCAGUUGGUCCAGAUGUUGGAUUCCCUCGUGUCCCGCAGAGCAGACGAGGAGGCGUUGAGAGAGCAAGACCAACUUGAGCAACUUAUCACGCGAUACAAGAAUCUUGUCCCCACAAUUGAAAUGACCAUGAUUAAAACGGACGUCUACUCUCGCUGCUACACGUAUCGAGAGGAAACUCAUCGCGUCAUUGGUGCCCUGGGAAAUGUGGACGACUUCGCCGUGAACGAGACGCAACCCUCUUCUCUCGAAGAACUCGAACACCUCAUUGGGCAGCAACACAAUUUCAUCAAACAGUUGGACGGCCAGCGGACCACGAUCGUCAGCUUGCUCCAAAAGGGGAAAGACUUGCAGAAGGAUGUCCACUCGCCAAAAUUUAUUCCGCAGCAAGUGCAACUCUUGGACAGCACCUGGAACGACACAUAUUCUCACGCUUCCGACAAACUGAAACAGUUGAAAGGGGUGCAGAAAGUGUGGCUCGAGUAUAGUUCUCAACGAGACGAUAUUCUUAACCUCUUGGGCCAAGCAGAGUUCGAACUCAAGAAACUAGUGCCAAAGCAUGACCCCAAACAAGUAGCAAUGGAACUUCGGGCGAAGCAGGACAUGAGCAUCGCGCUGAGAGAGGCAACGGAGAACAUGUUGAAGAGAUUGAGAGAAUUGGCAGUGUCUUUGGGCAGCGUUUCCGCACCCGAGAAGGCGAGCGUUUUGGAAGAUGAAGUAGGCGAGAUUGAAGAGCGGCUCAAAUCCAUGGUCGUUUUGUUGGACAACAAAGUAAAGCACUUGGGAGAGUCGAACGCAAAGUGGGGAGCCUUGGGUGACAAGAUGGAGGAAAUGCGAGGAUGGAUGAAGGGGGCGCAGAAAGCAGUUCAACAACUACUCUCCGCCAAUCUCAGUCCAGAGGAGAAGCUUAGAAAGACAAAAGAAUUGCAAGCGGAGAUUGGGCGUCGAAUGGGGAUGUUGCAAGCGUUGGAGAAGGAAGCACAAGAGCUUUUGAGGGCAGAGGCGGCUGAGGCCGAAGGGGAGAAGAGUGGAGACGACAAAUCAUCAAGCGUCAUGACACCCAUCCAAAACCAGGUCGUGUUGCAACAAGUGGAUUCCAUGAAAGAGGAGCUGGUAAAUCUACACGAGACCGUGGCAGUUCAAAACGCAGCCACGUCGCAGGUCAUGGCAGAGUUGGAGGAGUGCAAAGCAGAAUUGGGCCAAGUGACGCCAUGGUUGGACGCGGCCGAAGUCAAAAUUGCCAUGGGUUGGGGUAAACCCACUGUUCUUGGAGACGCUAAACAAUUGGUGAGCCAGUUGGCCGCCUUUUCCACCGAGUGUGCUGCUCAGCAGGGGAAAAUCUCUACCACUGCGAAACGGAGCGAGAAAAUUGGUCCCCUUGCGUUGGACGAGAUGGAAUUAGCCGUCACAAAAUGGGGCACAAUUCACAAUGCUGUAUCGCAAAAUAAAGAAAAGGCAGAGUUAUUGCUCAAAAAUUGGGAAAAGUAUGAUUCCUCGGUCGAGUCCUUUGGGAAAUGGUUGACUGCAACGGAAACGGCACUCCAGAAACCGCUCGAUCGACGAAUGAUGACUAUUCCACAGCUUGAACUCGCCCUCACAGAACUGAAGGCUGUGAAUAAGGGGAUUUCCGACCAUCAGUCGAAAUUGAUUGGAGUCACACAAGAGUGUGACUCUGUCGUACAAGGAGUUUCCCCCGAAGGGGCCACUGCUCUCAAUGCCAGCCUCACCAAGCUCAAAGCACGACUCUCUGCCGUGUCCAACGAAGUUCGGGGCAAACUUAAUUACCUCUCCGACUCCAUCAUAGCACGACAAGAAUUUGAUGCCAAAGCUGCCGACUUUGCUUCUUGGGUGGCCGACUUUGAAGGAAAGCAAAAGGCCAGUGACGUUUACUACGACAAGUUGGACCAGGCCAUGGGCACUCUGCACGCUGCGAUGCAAGAGCAUGCUGACCAUCUUGGCCAAUUUAAGGAGCUAGAGGAGGAUGUAAAAAUGUACAAGGCUGGACUUGCCGGCCCUGCGACCUUUGAAGAGCUGGGUUCCCAAUUAGCAUUGAGGAAGGACCUGCUCAGCCAGUGGAUUCACUUGUCGGGAUGGGUUUCCGAAACCAACGCGGCCAUCGAGUAUUGCAACAAACAGUUGAUGACGCCAGGAAUUAAAAAGAGUAAAAUCCACGAGAUUGAACACACUCUGGACAAUUUGGGUGAAAAAUGUGAAGAGUGGUUGCCAAAAGCUUUGAAGUUGGAUGAGACGUGCCUUUCUGCCAAUUUCGCUGUCCUCGACAAAUCUUCCUCUCUUCCAUUGAGGGCAGAGAAACUGGUUUUGGACACCAAGCAAAAACUUUCAAGAUCUCAAAAGAGCUCGGCUGAUCUGAUCCAACAAACGGAAAAAAUUGGAUCUCAGAUGGAAAAGUUAAAGGAGCUGGACUCUGAGCUAAAAAGAUAUUUUGCUGACACAUCGAAAUCAUUGGAGCUGCUCAAACCAGAAAAAUGCACCCUGGAGGGAGUGGAAGGAACGAAGGAUAAGCUACAAAAAUUGGUAGAAAAUCACGCCGGGAUGGAGAAGCUGAAGGCGAGCGUCGUUGCGCUGGGGACCGACCUGAUUCGUUCCGACCCAAACAGCUCUUCCGAGUUUACUCCUCUCCUCAAAUCCGUGUCCGACAAUUAUGAUCGUUUACAAGGGGCGAUGACAUCGAAAUGGGAAGGACUGGUUGAUGGAGUGCACCUCUGGAAAAAGUAUGGCGAGGCCAAAGAAGCUGCUCAGGCCUUGUUGCGUGAAGGAGACAAAUUGGCGUCGCCAGUGCUUACACAAGUCCCCUCAAAUUCGGCGGAGGCCUCCUCUCUUUUGGAGGCGCUCAAACGUGCAGCCGAUCUUUUAAACAAGAAAAAAAUUGUGGUCGAGAAUUGUGGGGCGCUAAACCAACAACUCUGCUCCUGUCUUGGACCCCUCACAGACACUGCCAGCUUGGGUCAGGAGAUGGCCGGGAUUAAAGGCUCUUACGACACUUUGUCAAAGGCCGUAACGACGCACAUCCCGAAAUUGGAGACACAUCUCCUCCUCUGGAGAAACAUAGAAACGGUGCAAGACGAGCUGGACAAAUGGCUUGAUGACACCUUCUCAUCCCUCCAAGACACCCAGUCCGGUCUGGGAAAUAGUGAGCUGGCUCGGAUGAAACUUGGCCAGUACAAAGACGAGCUGGGCGACAAGUACAAUGCAAAAAUGUCCCUCAUCUCCAAGGUCAAUCAACUCAAGAAAAUGAGUGGAGGGAGCCCUGGGUUUCCAAAAUUGGACGAGCUUGUGACCAACUUGGAUAACAAGUUCAGAGCUCUGGACCUCUUGUCGAAAGACUUGGAGAAAACCUUGGGCUCGUUCGAAGAUAAGGAACACGAGAUCAAGACUGCACUUAAAGGAAAUACGGACGCUUUGAUCAAGCUGAAGGAGGGUAUUUCCAAGUGUGAAGAUAGAAGUGGAACUCCGGCCGAUCUCAUUGCACGAAUUCAAGUCCUCAAACGAGCAAAAUUGGACGUAGAUGCUCUGAAACCUCACAUUGAGUCAGUCUCGGCCAAAAUUACCUCUCUGAAGGAGCAACACCCCUCGUGGGACAAUUCAAUGACUCUCAACGACAUGAAAACACAAAAAAAGCGGCUCACAAUUUGCGAAAACCAGGCAAAUAUGGUUCAAGCUGCGCUGAUUACUGUUCUAGAAAAGAAUUUCCAAGACAAAUAUAAUUCGCUCGCCAAGAUCGUGCACGGACUAUUGGAAAAGAUAAAGUGGUGCGACCCAUCCUCCAUCAGCGAUAAUUUUAGCCUGGAGGCCAAAAAGUCGUCUUUGGCCGAGGUGGGAGAAGGGGUGAAGGAGGCGCAUGAAAAGAUUCCUCCUCUCCAGGACGCCUUUUCCGUCCUCAAGGAAAUCCCGAGUGCUGACUACAUCCCUAAACUUCAGGAGCACGGUGACACGCUGAACAAGAUUUUAAACGAUCUCAUGAUUGUGGAGAAGAAUCACAAGCACAUGCAAACCAAGUUUAACGACCUGGCCAACCUCUGGCAUUCUUUCGACAGAGAUGCCGACCAGCUCGGAGCUUGGCUCAAGGACUUUGAAAAUAUUGUGCGAAAUGAAACUCUGAGUCAGAUUAGUCUUCCCGAACUCCACGACAAGAUCAACGAGACUAAUAACCUGUUAAGAGAUGUGAAACAAUGUGAAGAAAAACUUAAAGACUUGAACAGCACAAGCAGUCGUAUUCUUCAACUUUCUCCAGAUUCGAGAACUGGUCAGAUUCAGACUCACUUGACCAACAGGGUGGCUGCAGUAGCCAAAUUUUUGAAUAAUUUGAAAGAAAAGUUGAGUGACCUUGAUGGGUGCAAGGACAAGUUUGACGGACUCCUGAAGGAUGCCAACAGCUAUAUUGACAGUGCGAAUAAGAAGAUGACGACGUUGGACAAAUCGAGUGCGACCCAUCAAGCAAAGCUGGAUCAGGUGAAGGAAAUAUUGGAGUGCAAGGAGGGUUUGGACCUCCUCAACCGAACGAUGGAGGCAGGAGAGAGCAUAAUUGCUGGCGUCACGGCGGAAAGCAAGGAAAGUGUGCGUAAAGACUUGAGGGAUUUGAGGGACAAAUGGGAAGCUCACCUCGACACGGGAAAUGCCAUGGCCAAACGAAUGGAAGCCUUGCAAAUGCAGUGGACUACGUUUGAUGAGAGUGUGACCCAGUUGGACAAGUGGUUAAAGGACGUAUCCUCCAAAGCAGAAAAGAGUGCAGAAUCUCUCUACCCGACGCUUUUGGAGAAAAAGAGUGGGCUUCAGUCGAGGAGAACGCUGCUCCAAGAUGUGUGUUCACACGGGGACAUCAUCCUUGGUUUACAGGGAAAAGCCACCGAGUUUCCAGACUCUUCCCCCAGACUCACAUCCUUUUCCAAGGAGUACGAGAUGCUCAAGAAGAGGACACAAGAAUGUGUCUCAGAAUCCGAACUUUACGUCACGGACCACGAGCAAUUUGACUUCCUUAUCGACUCCUUCAGCGACUGGCUUAAACGACUCCAGGGUGAACUCGAUACUGCGUCGUCAGCGGACAUGGGCGACACAGAGUCCCGUCUCCACACGCUCAAACAACUUCAACUCCAAUUUCCUGAAGGGAACGGACAGCUGGUCAAAUGUGAGAAACAACUGGCCACGAUUCUUCCUCAAACCCACCCCUCGGGUCGCGACACCUUACAGGUCACUCUGACCGAGUUGAAACGCGCCUUCCAGGACUUUCAGUCCAGCUGUGGUUCGAGGAAGGAGAAGUUGGAGAAGGAGCACGGCAAGCUGAGCCAGUUUCAGAAGGAAGUGGACGAAUUGUUGAGUUGGCUGAAGCAAAAGGAGUUCCAGGUGAGGGACCCUUCAUUGAAAAGCACUGUUGAGGCCAAGUCUGCCCAUCUGUCAAAACUGGAGAGCAUUUCGGGAGAGAUGGGAAAGCAAGAGCCACAAUUUACUCAACUCGUCCAGGACUCGGAAUCACUGGACCCCGAACUGCAGAGCCAAGCGGUGGAGAUGAACAGCCGAUUCGUCGCCUUGGCGCAACCGGUUCAAGAGAAUAUCAACCGAUACAAAGGCUGGCUGAGGGCACACGAAUCCUUCAACAUUGCUCAUGCCCAGUUCCUAAGAUGGGUGGAGGGGAUGAAAAAGGACACGAAAGAAUUGAGCGAAGUUCUCGGUGACAUGAGUGUGCUACAGGAUCGGAGACAGCAACUAUCCGCCUUGAUGGAUCAACGCAACCUGAAAACCCCUGAAAUGGAGAGUCUCGUCGAAUCUGGAGAAAAACUGUAUUCUCAAACAAGCCCAGAUGGACGCGAAAUAAUUCGGCAGCAAAUCCGAACGGUUCGCGACGGAUGGGAGACGUUGGGCGAACAGAUGCAAUCAUCCUGGCAAAAGAUUGACGCCUGCCUGUCCCAAUUUGGAGACUUUGCCACUUCGCAAGAAGACCUGACCAAAUGGAUUCAGUCCAUCGAGUCGUCUAUCCAGAUUCAUACUCAACCCAAAGCCACACUUCAGGAAAAAAGAGCCCAGCUACAAAAUCACAAAAUUGUCAACCAGGAAAUCGCGUCGCAUCAGGUUUUAGUGGAAGCAGUGUGCGAGAAGGCAACACAGUUGGUGGACUUGACUCAAGACUCGUCACUCCAGGGCUACAUUUCUUCCAUUAAAACACUCUUCCAGGACAUCAAGAGAAAGUCUAAAACCUUAUUGGAUCGUCUUGAAUCCUCCGUGGCUGACCAUGUGAUGUUGAACGAGGUCAUGCGGGAAUACAACGACUGGAAGACUGGACAGCGGGACAAGAUUAGCUCCCUCGAAGACGUAACUGGUGAGAAGGCGGACAUCGUUAGGAGACUAGAACAACUGGAAAGUCUCAAAGUUGAUGCCCGUGGAACGCAACUGCUCGAAAAGAUGGAGGAAAUCGCCGGAACCGUAUGUCUCAGUACGUCCGAGGCGGGCUCGAAAUCUAUUGAAUCUGAGGUUUCAGCUGCCAGGGACGGUCACGAGAAGCUUGCGGAUGACAUUGACCAACGUCUUCAACGCUUGCAAGCCAUGCUAACCAACUGGCAAACCUUUGAAGCGGGGCUGCAGAACUACACAAAAUGGUUUCGUGAGCAAGAAGCCGUCUUCCGAUCUCAAGUUCUCCAAAAUACCCUUCCCGAAAAAGAACAGGCGCUGGAGAAUUUUGUUAAGCAACGCCAAGUCGUGACUACAUUUGAGAAGGAAGUGACCGGGUUUCUCGACCAGAGCCACACGCUCUUGCAAACUUCCAAUGCAGAGCGCAUAAAACCACUCGUGAUGCAGAUUAGCAAUCGCUACCAGUUGCUCCACGUCCUCAGCAAAGAGGUGGUGAAUAAAUGGCAAGGAAUAGUUGACGACCACGCCGCCUUUGACACCAUAUUCUUAGAAGCCUCCGAUCUCCUCUCCGCUUUUGAGCACAAUCACGCCCGACUGUUGGACGAGCCCAAUUUGGAGCAAAGAAAUUCUCGCCUGGCUGCCCUUACUUCUGAAAAGGAACAAAUAUCCCUUAAAAUCAGCGUUCUAGUCCAAAUGGGCGAAAAACUGUUUCCAGACACAGGUGCGAAUGGGAGAGAGAAGAUUCGCCAAGACCUGCGCUCUCUGCGGGACCGAUUCGACCUCGUGGGCCAGGAAAUGGCAGAACUUCAAAAGAAGCAAAGUAGCGAGAGUCAGCAGUGGGACAUUUAUCACGACCAGUUGCAGUCCACGCUCGCCUGGUUGACAUCCAUGGAGGCAGCUGUAGCUGCAGCUACCGAACCACCAAACUGGCUUUCCGUUCCCGAUACAAAGUCCAAGCUUAUGAGGGUCAAAGGUGUUUUGCAAGACGCCAUUUCACACAGACGAGUGGUGGAAGGUGUGAUUGAAAAAGCUGAAGCGCUCUUGGCCAAGAAACCAUUUGGUUCUGUCAACCCCGAACAACUCAAGUCCACCAUUGACGACAUCAACACUCGAUACGAAUCCUUGCUGAAUCACAUGCUCACAGCGAUCACCGGGAUGGAAGAGACGUGUGACCUGGUUCAAGGAUGGAAUGAUGCAUCUAAAAAGGAGGCCGACUGGCAGAAAAACCAGUGGGAGCAACUUAAUCUGUGCACGGACUACUCUGGAGGGAAGCCGGCCCUUCAGAGCAGACUUAGCAAAGUGGUCGAGUUGCAGGCCGGGUUCGGCGAGGGUGAGGCGUUGCUGGGAACACUGGACGCCACCCUCACUUCGCUGAGUGAAAAGCUGCCAUCUGCCUCCAAAGAGAGCUUGGCCAAGGAUCUCACAAACAUGAAGUUUGACAUUGACAAGUUGCGCAGUGGGGCGGAGGACGUGCGUCACACUUUGCAGGAGCGACUCCAACAAUGGGGAGAGUAUGAGGAUGGGUUUGAGCGUUUGUUGUGCUGGUUGGGCGAGGCGGAGGGGACACUCAAAGCAUACGCCCUUUGCAACAAGUUGGACGAGAAGGAGGCACAAAUGGGCAAGUAUCAGGAUUUUGCAAAAGUAGUAGAAUCCCGGGACAGAAUGGUCGAGGACACGGUCCAUCUUGCUGACCACAUACAGCAAACUUUGCUCAAGACGCUCAAAGACAACGAGGCGUCAUUCGACAAGAUUUGCUUGGAGAGUUCCGAGUUAAUGCAGGCUACGGGCGAGUCGAGAAUUGCAAGCAACAUCCAACAAAUCACCUCACGCUUCCAAUCCAUACAAAUGACUGCAAAGGAAAUUUUGAAAAAGUGCGAAGAAGCCGUCUCCGAUCAUAAGACUUAUAAUGACAAGUAUUCCAAAUUUGUGAACAUGAUGACCCAGAAUGUUGGAGAGAAAGCGGCUGCACUGAACUCGUUGGAAGGGACUCAAGAGAGUCUUAGUGCCAGGUUGGCUGCCAUCGAAGCCUUGGAAGCGACGAGACCCUCACACCUGGCCGCCUUAAACAGCGUAGUGGAGGAUGGGGAGAAACUCUACCCGUCCACUGCUGACGAGGGGAGGGAGGUCAUCAGGAUGGAAUUACAACGACUCCAAACCUCCUUCGACAUGGCAUAUGACGAUCUCAGCGCAUUAGAAAGGAGCUUGAGCAACAAGCUAAACAAGUGGUCUGGUUUUGAGGAGAGCAAGAAUAAGUUGAAGGGCUGGUUGGGGAAGCUGGACAUGCCGAAAGAAAUUAUUCUUCACGCCACACUAGACGAGAAGCGACACCAACUGCAGCAGUAUCGAAGCCUCCUCUACGACAUACUUUCACAUCAGCAGGACGUACUAGAACUGCAGGGGAUGGCCUCUUCCUUGUCCGAGGGGGCGGAGGACGCAGCUAAAUAUGUUGACUCCCUUAGCGAAAAACAUGGCAGCGCAUUGACCAAGGCGAAGGAUUUCGUAGAGCAGUAUGAGGGCAUCGUCUGUUUUCAUCAACAGUACAGUAAAGCUGUACAAGACACGACUGAAUGGGUCGAUGGUACUCACUCGACCGUUCUUAUGUGGAGCGAUGACAAUCAGGAAAGAAUCAACCUGCAUGCCAAUCUGGAGAAACUUAAGAAUCUGCACAUGAGCUUUCCCGAGGAGGAAUAUCGGAUCGAGGAGAUUCGAAGUGUUGCGGAGAAAGUAAUUCCAGGAACGGUUGAGACUGGUCAGCCUAAUAUUCGGGCUCAGGUGGAUAGUUCACAGCAAGAGUGGGAAGCCCUCCAAUCUGCUGUGGGAUCGAGCAUCGAGUCUUUAGUCCUCAAGUUACAACUGUGGAAUGAUUUUGAGGGUCAGAAGGAGGCUUGCAUGGUCUGGUUGAAGGCGACAGAGUCCAAACUUCACGCUGUUGACUUGCAACCCAGUCUCGACGGGAAAAUGAAACAGCUUAACUCGCUCCUUAGUUUACAGGGCGAAAUUAAGGCGAAGGAACUAGAAUUGGACGCGAUCUCAGAGCUGGCACUAAAUCUACAACGACAAGUCAUGUCCUCGAAGAGGGAGUCGGGAGUUUCCUCAUCAGAUCUCUCCAUAAAGUAUCAGCAAAUCUCGCACAAAAUUAAGGAACUUACAAGCAAGUGGGAGGGCUAUGUCAUUUCGCACCAAGAUUUUGACUCCCACAUCGACACCUGCUGCCAGUGGUUGGAUGACAUGAAGGACAAGUUGGCCUAUUGCUCCGACCUCUCGGGAGUCACUUUCUCACAUAAGGAUCUAGAAGCCAAGCUUGGAACUGUUCAUGAUUUGCUUAUGUACAAGGACGAAGGUUAUGCCAAGAUUCAGAGUGUGGUAGAAAUGGCUCAAAGCAUCCUCGCCAACACAGCCACCACUGGCCACCAAGCAAUUAAUGACGCCGUACAGAAAGUGCAAGAUGAGUGGAGCACUUUGGCCGCCAAAAUGGUGGACACGAAAAAUCAGCUCGACGAAAACAUAACGAAAUGGUCUGGAUUUUUAGAACAAAUUCACCAACUUCGCAAAACUACCGACUACUUGCAAUCUGUGUUGAAAGAUGUAACACCGUUUUUGGCCACCUUGCAAGAAAAACGCUCACAACUGGACACGAUUCGAAAUCUUGAAGAAAAAAUGGUCUGUGAACGCCUUGAGGUUGAAGGUUUAAAAGCCAAAGCCUCCGAAAUGAUGGCCUCAGGACAGCAAAGCCAAGCAGCCAGCCAAGCGCAGGAAGUCCUCAAAACUUUUGACACUGUGGGUGAUGAAAUAAGAAAACUUUUAAUCGACCGAGAAGCUCAGUUUCGAGAUCAUAAAGUAUACGCUGAAGCUUUGGAAGAGCUAACUGGAUGGUUAAACCGCACAAAGGAAAAGAUCCCAUCCUUCAAACAGCGCUCUUUGGGGGAUCGGCUCAUGGAUGUGGAGUCGGCGGGUGCAAUGUUGGCUUCAUUGAUGAAUAAGAAGCCACAAGGAUCACUUCUUGUCGAGAGGUUGCAGCAGUCGGGGGAAGUGGCGUCUGCGUCGUCCUCCCCAACUGGGAAGUCAGCAAUCCAAAGCGAGGUGAAAGCUGCCAACGAUUCUUUUGAAGCAUUGUUUGCAGAAAUCCAGGCUCAAAAAGACUCGCUGGAAACCACGAUGCUUAAACUUCGGGACUGGAAGGAAGAGCUUGAACGUCUUUCGGACUGGUUACAACAGUGCGAAAUCCUUAUAAAGGCAGCCAAAACUACGCUGAUGAGUUCGCUCGAGGACAAAAAGAAACAAGUCGGCGACAUGAACGACGUCAUGGCCAAGUUGGAAGCUGGAAAUGCUCAGAUUACGAAAUUCAAUUCCGCCGCAGAGGAUUUAUUGACAUCGCAUCUCGACACAUACGUGGGAGGGCAGUUACGUCAACUCAACUCCCGAUACCAAGUUCAGUUGAAUGUUGGGAAGGAUGUGCUCAAAAAGGUGGAAGGAAACUUGGAACAGCAUCAGCAAUUCUUGAACAAUUAUGAAAAAGCGCAACAAUGGAUGGAAAAUGCACGGAAAAUAAUUAGUGAAUGUUCCGCUCACUCGAGUGGAUCCUCCUCCUCAGAGGCGCAAAAAGAACGGUUAAUUUCCGCAUUGGCCAAAAUCCAAGAGCUUGUGUCUCGUCAAGAGGAAGGGCAAAACUUUGUCCACAACACGGUCAGUUGGGGCGAGAAAUCACUUCGCAACACGCGAUCGGAUGGACGAGACAGGAUAAAUGAGCAGGUCAAGGAAGUCCAGUCAGAGUGGGAACGCGUCGUCAAGAAAUUGGCCUCUGCAAAAGUUAGUUUGGAAACGGCCAUGCUGCAAUGGGCGGACUACAACACGUCCUACUCACAAGUUAGUCAGUGGAUAUCUGACAGGGAAGCCAAACUUCAAAAGGUGGCUGAGCCCAAACCCAGCAGCAAGCAAAGAAGCAGCAGUUCCCGUAAGCGUCACCCAACUCCAGGAAUGAGUUCCGCCUCGAUCGGGGACAAAAAGCAAGCCCUACGGGCCACAAAUACCAUUGUCCAAGACAUUGUGAGUUUGGAACCCAUGAUUGAGAGCGUGACAUCCAAGGCGGAGAACUUGAUGCAAGAGUCAUCCCCCGCCUCAGAAAUCUCCACCAAAUACCAGUCCCUAACUAAACAAGCACAGGAAGUGUAUGCUCGCCAAAAGGAAAUCGUCGAACAACAUCAAUCGUUCGUGGAUUUGGCUGCAGAGUUCAUGAACUGGAUGCGGGCCGUAAAGGAGCGAUUGGCAAAGAUUUCCGAGCCUGUUGGAGACAAGGAGGUCCUUUCGAGCAAGAUCACUCAGCUCAAAGUGCUGCAGUCAGAACUACCCGAAGGGUCUGCCAAGUUGGAGGCUGCUCUUAUGAAGGGAUCCCAAGCCUGUGGAAUCGUGGACGGCGAAGAUCGCGAGUUGAUUGAGGAGGAGGUAGCCGUGCUACAAGAAGAAUUUGACACAUUCUCGGAAUCUCUAGGGAAAAUACAACAGCUUUUGGAAAUUGGUCUCGUUCGGUGGAAAGAGUGGGAGGACCAGCAUCGCGAAGGGUUGGAGUGGCUGAGUCAAACGGAGGAGCAAGUCAAGUCAUUCAACAAAUUGCAGAACACGUUGACAGACAAAAAGAACUCGUUAGAACAGUUUCAGGCCCAACUCCAAACAAUAUUUGACUGGCAAAAGGAAUUGGACAAGCUUAACCUCAAGGCGCAACUACUUCUCGAAACCUGUGCUGAUUCCAGAGUUAGUAAUGCCGUGACCCAGAUGAGCACCAAGUUUAGCGCUCUCUUAUCAUUGGCGAAAGAGGUGAUUCGUCGUCUCGAGUUGCACUAUCAGGAACACCAACAGCAUUCAGCCCUUUAUCAGGAAUGUCAGGACUGGAUUGACCGAACGAGAGAAAAAUUAAACCACAUUUCUGACCUCAACUACAAUCUGAGCGACGUCAACUCCCGUUUACAAUCUGUCAAAGGACUUAAACAAACUUUGGAACAAGGGCAGAAUAAACUCCGGUAUGCUUUAGAGCUCAAGGAAAAAGUCAUGCUCGCCACUGAGCCGAGCGGAGCCUCCAAAAUCGACGAAGACACCGAAUUGCUCAAGUCAGAGUUUGACCGCCUCAUGGCAGACAUUCAGGACAUUCGACAAAAACUGGCCGCCCGUGCCUCUCUCCUCGAAGAGUUGGACAAGGCGGACAAGUUAAUAGGCGACUGGUUACAAGAGUUGGAGCUCAAAAUAAAUGUGAGUGAGGGGAACCAGUACGUGGACCUGAGCGAGAAGAGGAGUUCCUUGGAAAAACUGCGUGGGAUUGAGAAGGAGGUGAUCGCCCAGUACGACAUGUUGCAACGACUGGAGACGAAGAUGGCGGAGGAACCUAACCUACCGAAGGAACCCUACAUGCCAACGUUUGCCCGCUACGACUACAUAAAAACCAACCUGGAAGGCCACAUUAAAAGAAUGGAAGGAGUGGUCAGGACUCACGAAGAUUAUUCCACCCAAUUAAACACCACCACCGACUACUUGCGUAAAUUGCGGAUGGAACUGCAAGCCUUUGGUGAAACACCCAACGCACAAAAAACAGAGGUUGAGAACAAGCUGAGAGAUCUGUCAAAGUUCAGUGACUCCCUGGCUGAAGCAGACUCGUUGGUAAAGACGACAAGAGAAAAAGGACAAAAUGCUAGCUCGGCUACAUCGUCGGAUGGAAAGGACGCCAUUUUUCAAGAAGUGCGACAACUCCAGUUCGAGCUUGACUCCCUUCAUGCCAUGUUCAAAGACCAACAAAAGUCUUUCAAAAAAUUCAUUGACGUUUGGAACGAGUUUGAGAAGGCAUUGGAAAGCGUGAAAUUACUAAUUUCGAGCUGUGAGGUGAAACUCAAAUCGGAGUUGGGUGGCGUGGAGCUGGAUAAAGCAACGCCAGAUGAUCUAGAAAGAUGCAAGGGGCUGGCGGCGGAGGUGAGUGGGAUUAAAGUACCGCUCGAAGAUUUGAGCGACAGAUGCGAGACUCUGCUAGAAUUUAGUUCCACACCAAGCAUUCGUGACGCUACGGUUCAACUUCAAAGCCAAUAUUCUACUCUUCUUCAAGGCGUGCAGGCCAUGUUGGUCAAGAUUCAAAAGAGCUUGUCGGAUCAUACCGACUUCCUCCAAGAGAUCAAGGAUCUCGAGGCGUGGUUGGAUCGAGCGGAAGGAACGCUACAAGACAGCUCGAAAUUUGGAACGGAACUUGCAACCAGAGAUAACCUUGAGACCGUCAAGUUGGUCUCAAUGCGUCUCACGGAAGGACAACACCUUCUCUCCCUCGUCCAGGACUCGUUUUCACGCGUGGCUGCACUAGUUCCAUCAGAACAACAGAUUUCCAUGCGUCAUGACGUGACUAGCCUGCAAACUCGAUGGGAGACACUCAACAUGGAUUUGAAGAAUGCACUCUCAGACCUCAAAACCGCUUGUCAACGAUGGGACGAAUUCAAAGACAACUGCGGCAAGUUUGCACGAUGGGCAGACGGGAUGGCGGACACUUUGAGAGAGAAGCCGUCCCACAAGGCCGAAUUGGGCGACAUGAAGACUCUGCUGGAGCGGUACAAGAAUCUGGAUGCGGAUUUGUUGGCUCAGAAAGGAGAGUUGGAGUCGCUGGAAGGCGAGGCUGACCAGUUGGUCCUCUGGUCUGGCUCGGAGGCUGUGAAACAGCCAAUCAACAAGUUCAAGCAACGAUGGGCAGGUUUUGAAUCGGAUGUGAAAGCUACGCAGAAGACGCUAGAAAAGGAGAUUGGAGAGUUCACCGACUACCAUAAUGGCCUCCAAGAGACUGAAAAGUGGUUGCUUCAGACGUCUUUCCAGCUCAUGGCGCACAACUCACUCUACAUCACCAACAGGGAGCAAACCUUGGACCAACUCGCGCUGCACGAAGCCUUGCUGGAAGAAAUUCAGGCUUACCAGCAGACGCUGGAGGAUGUAAAGUCCAAGGGGAGGAGACAGGUCGAGCGAUAUGUUGGAGAACAGCCGAGUGUGCAAACCACGAUAGAGAAACAGCUCAAAAAUGUGCAAGACUCGUACGACUCUCUGCUGCACACUGGGCACCAAAUAAAGAAGCGACUGAUGGAGUCACUCGCAAAAUUCCAAGAAUAUGAGGAUGCACUCGAAAGCAUCAUGCAGAAUUUGGACAAGUGGGAGCCGGAAAUUGAUCACAAUCUCGAAGAGCCGAUUCAAAACGUUGAUGCUUCGUCAAAACGGCUCGACUACAUUCGAACCACGCACAAUCGCCUUCAGGGCGAGAAGAGUAGACUGUGUUUGGCAGUUCAGGCAUGUGAAGCAGCCACAGCGACCUUGUCCCGUCCAGCGUCCCCACAAGAGGCCAUUCUCCAGCCAAUUCCAGAUAAAGAACUUGUGGUACGAGGACGGUUGGAAGACCUAAUUGACAAGCCAGAGCAUGUGCGUGCUACUCAGGUGGCGUUGGUGACGGCAAGUUUACCUGCUGGACCGCACCCACCCGUUGCUGCAAGUUCAUCUUCUCAUUCGUCGGUCAUCAUUUCCAAAAUUGACCAAAUUUGUGACAAGAUCCAGACACACAUGGCACAAUUGUCCAGUGCGAGCGUAGAGUUGGAAGAGGUUCGUGGGAACAAGGAUGUGAUAGCGCGAUGGGUGGAGGAUUCGCUUAAAAAGUUGAAAGAAAUCCAAAACCGACCAGCCAAGCUCCGACCGGACACGGCACAAGUGGAAAUGAACCAGUUGCAAGACAUUCGCCAGGGCGUCGUUGACCGCAUGUUGCAAUUGACUGAGGUGGAAGUUCAAGAGGCUGGUCUUGUUCAAUCCAAAUACCUUCCACACCUCUCUGAUCAGCUUUCUAGUCUGGACUCGGAAGUCUCAAAGGUGAUCGAUUCACGACUCGACGUUCACGCCAAGAUCAACGACUACCGCAACGCUCUUGCCCACUUAUCCACUUGGUUGGAGGAAAUGGGCAACAAACUUGAUCCCCUCGAAAAGGGUGGUGGUCUAACUCUUCCCAAAAAGAAGGACUAUGCGACUGCGAUGGAGGUUGAACUGAACGCUGGGUCCCCACGGGUUGAUGAGGUCAAGAGGACGGCAGAGGAAAUCAUGCCGUCCCUGUCAAACGUUGACGCACAGGUGGUGGAAGAGCAGCUCAAAAGCGUGGACCGGAGAUACGGGGAAAUGAAGAAAAGAAUCUCGAGGAAGAAACAGAUUCUCGAAACCACUGCCAAAUCCUAUCACGACUUUCAAGUAGACUCACAGCAGGUGAAAGAUGAAAUUGAGGCCAAGAUGGGAGAAGGGGAUGCAAAGCGUGGCUUUGAAAUCGGCCUUAUGGAAGAUCACCAUCAACGACUCAAGGCCGCCUUGAAAGAUGUCGAGGGAAAACAGACGAUUUUGGACACGUUAGACCGUCGGCUGACAACUCUGCAACCGGAGCUAGAGGAGGGAGAGAUCAUCGAGGCAGAAAAUUCGCUCGCAGAAGUGGUCAAACUCCACUCCACCGCCUGUGACACCCUUAGACAAAGACUGAGAGAGCUUGCGGAAGAGUUGGGGUCCAAGAGGAAGUUUCUCGACAAGCUGGAGCGAGCCAAGAGUUGGGUGAUGAAAAUGGGAAUGGAAGUUGACGACAACCAAAUAUUUCCACUCCAAUCCACUGACCUCUCCAAACGAAUCGAACUAUUGAAGAAGCACCAAAGUGCGGUCAAAGACUUUGGUGAUGGUCCCCUAGCUGAAAUCAAGCGGGAGGGACAGGGAAUGCAAAAGGAGUGCAAUCCAGCACAGCAGACGGAACUAGUUGGAAUUAUCUCAAACUUGGAGAGUUCCAAGGGAAAGUUACACUCGGAUAUGGAUUCCCUCAUUGCCAAGCUUCGUGAUGCCCUACGAUCUCGAGAAGAGUUUGAGGCAGGUUGUGAAAAGUGUCAAAACUGGUUGAGCGAGGCAGAAACUGCUCUCGCCUCUGACCUCAAAGGUUCCUCCAAUUUGAAAGUUUUAGAGGAACAAUGUGCCAAAUACUCGAAACUACAGGACGAAGCCACAGCGCUGGGGCCAGAACUUUCCGUUAUUAUGGAGAAAAGGAAAGCUCUGCUGCCCAGCCUCAAGGAACCCGAUCGUCACGUGGUUUCCGAUAGGGUGUCAUCACUCACGUCGAAAAUGUCGCUCCUCUCCUCUUCCAUACGCGACAAGUUGGGAGCUCUCCAGACGGCCAUUCAAGAGUUUGCAACAUUUUCCAACAUCAUUGAGGAAGCGAUUCGUUAUACGAAGGACGUCAGAGAUCAGGUCAACAACCUUAACAAACCAGUUGGGUCUGCUCUCGAAGACUCCCAAGGUCUUUUGGCAUCAUAUGAGAAACUGCUGGACGAGUUGAAAGCCUACCGGACUAAACUAGACGGACUAAAUCUUCCUAGUUUCAAACGGCGAGGGGAACUGCAGAGUGUGAUGAAGGAACAAGACGACCUCAUUUCACAAAUAGAAUCACAAAUUCAACGCCUACGUCACCUUCUUCUUCUUCAGCAGCAGUACCAGUCCCUCAUCACCGAGAUUACAAACUUUAUCAUCAAGUACGAAGAACUCGUAGGCGAAGUGGAGAAAGUGGGAGACACCGUCGAGGAGAAAGUCAAACGCUACACGGACAUCUUCACGCGAGUCCAAGAGUGUGAGGCCCAGCUCUCGUCCGCAACUGACAAGGGUGCACGUAUCGCGGAAGAAGGGACAGUGUCUGACCGAAACGCAAUCACUGAGCAGUUGCAGUCUCUUAAACAACAGUUGCACAAUCUUCGUCGCAUCGUUGAAAUGAAACGAGCAGAGCAGGAACUUGCUCUGGCUGAGCAUAAAAAGUAUGCGGCAGAGCUGGACGGUGUCAUUGGGGAUCUACAUGAGAAAGAGACGAUCAUCCGGUCCAGACCAUUGCUCGAGAGGCCUGCCGCCAGCGUUGACCUCGAGUUGAGGAGACACGAAGAACUCGUGGCAGACGUUAGUCAGAAACUUCAGCAGAUUUCCGCCAUUGAAGAGUUGCUUCGACCGGAGGAGGUCGGACUGCCUCCAACGCUCGUUGAGAAACUCAGCGAAACUCGGCUUCUAUUAAAAACCCUGCCGUUGGAGCUCCAAGACCGCAACUUGUACUUGGAGAGCAACAAGGCCCUUCGAACUCAGUAUGAAGAAUGUGUGGCUGGAAUUGAGACCUGGAUUAAGGAAGCUAACAAACGACUCCUUUCCUCCGACGGAGGUCUCGACAUGGAGAAUAUAUUUGCAAACAUUUCCGCACACAAGAGCUUUCUUGGAAAUGAAAAGAUAAUUCUGGGCCAAGUUCAGGCGAUGAAGGGUCAGGUGGACAAAAUGUGGCCCUCCCUCAUUCCUUCGGAACAAGAGACCCUUCGAAAGGAACAGGACGAGCUGAUUGAACGGGUUCAAAAUACCUUCAACUCGGCGAAAACCCAUCACUCUCACCUCGAGCAGAAUGCUAUAGUCUGGAAAAAUUAUUUGGACUUACUCGCCGUUGUUCAGGGCGUGAUUUCCAAGGCGGAACAUCCCGACGAACCGGCCACCACUCUCACUGCCCUUCGAACCAAUUUAGCCAAUAUCCAAAACACUUAUGCCGCCCUCAACACCCAGCAACAGGAGUUGGACAACUUUAACGAGCGAUCCAAGAGUGUCGAGACAGAGGCAGACUUGUCGAAUCGAGAGCGUAUACGAGGACAGACGGAAAUUUUGAACGGUAGGUGGAUGGAAGCCAUGGCUGCUCUGGACUCCAGGAAGGACGCCAUUUCCAAACUUGUGACUCAGUGGGAGCAAUGCGAGUCCUUGUGGCAAGCAUUUGAAGGAGGUUUGUCUGGAAUUGAAGAACAAUUUUCCCAAAUUGACCCCUCGAUCCGAUCUCAGAGUCAGCUUCAGGAGACGAAGGAAGCAAUUUCGUCCAUUUUGGAGAAAGCGGUGGCGCUCGGCCCCGUGCACAAUAAUCUCCUUCAAUACGCCCAAUUCAUUCUGGGUCAUCUCCAACACACAUCCGACAUUUGCUACUCCACCCUCAAAUCCAAACUGGAACAUUUGUCAACGCAGUACAGCACUAUCCUUAAACUCCUGAAGGAGAAGAUGGACUGGUUGAAUAAUCAGGACGCAUUUUUGUCCGAGAUUGACACAACGAUUGAGGGAUUACAGCGACUGGUGGACAACUUGGAGAGCGGGGUUGACGCUGUCAAUCCAUUCAAUCCUGAUGUUCCCAGUCUGCACACAACACUCGAGAACUUGGGACGCCAAGUGGUAGCAGGAGGAAAGUCGGUCGCAGAUUUUAGCACAAAAAUCAAGGAAAAGUUUUCUUCCCUGAAACAAGUUCUGCCAACUUCCAUUGGGAAGAGUAUUUCCAAUUUGGAAGUGGAUGUGGAGCGAAUCGGUGGCAAUUUGGAGGAAAAGAAACAAGCCGUCACACGCGCCGCUGCCACUCGCCAUGAAUUCAAGAACGACUUGGACGCCGUGAAGAAAUGGAUGGUCGAGUCAGAAGACCGGCUCCAAGGACGAAGUCAAGAACCCCAUUUGCUCAAAGAAGUCAUUCAAAGCUUACAAUCUCAACUCCCUCCGAUUGUGGACAAAUUUGAGAAAGCUCAGAAGAACGGAGGGGUCAUUGUGGACAGGACAACGGACGAAGAAGAGAGAGCGAGCGUGAAGAGUGCCCUCGAGUCUAGUGGUGCACAAUUGGACCGGAUUAAGGCAGCCAUUGACGAAAAGAGAACAAAGAUCGCUGAGUCGAUGGAUUCGUGGCAGCGUUUUCUCCAACUUCAUGCCCAAGUCAACAAUUGGUGCCAAGAUAAAAAGGGUCUCAUGACGGAGCCACUCGUCCUCAACUCCCUCACCGAAACGAGACAAAAACUUAACGUUUAUGACAUGGCUUCGAAAACAUUGAAGACUGUGAACAAGCAAUUGAGCGAAAUGGGGAAAGAAAUUGACAAAGUGGGAGAAACUUCUUCGACAGCCCCUCUUACAGAAAAGUUUGAGGAAGUGGAACACAGAAAAAUUGAGAUUGAGGCACAACUACUGGAAAGGAAUGCCCUUCUCCAAGAAACGACCGAGGAAUGGGAACAGUGCGAACGAAAGUUGCGAGAGACGCAGGCCUGGUUGGAAAAGACAAAGCAAGGUCUUGAUACUGCGGCCGGCAAAAGGAAACCUCUCCGUGACCAGCUCACCGCUCGGGACAAGGUGCUCGCCGACGUGGCAGUCCAACGAACCAAAAUAGGGCUGGCUGUGGAAAAACUGCAGGUUCAUUUCAAGGCUGGAAUCAGUGGUGUCCCCAACGUGGCGAAAGAAGCGGCCGAUAUGCAAACUCAUCUGAAUGGCUUUGAGAGUGAAGUGAAGGCUCAGUGCACCGCAUUGGAGGCUGCAGUUGCCGAAAUUGAUAAAAUUCAAGAGGAACUGCAACAGUUGCGAAGUGAGUUGGGACAAGCGGAACAACAACUUCGCAACGUGAGCAGUCCCGGCUAUCUGCCCAACGACCGAGAGAGAGCCGAGGGGGAACAAAAGAGCUUGCGGGAUCGGGUGAAGGGGAUCCAGUCCAAGAUCACGGCACGCAACGAGCGCAUCAAACUCCUCCUUCUCCACGGAUGAGUUUGGUCAAUAUUCACAAUUCUAAUAUUCCCCACUCUUCGCACCUUCGAUCGCUGCAACCACCAUUCCAGGACGACCACUAAGACGACGAAACGAGGAGGAGGAGGACACACACUGCCCUCGCUUUAAGUGCUUCUUUAUUUAAAUUUUAAACAGACAAUACACUCAUUUGUUCUUAUUUGCUCAUGAUUUGCCACGUAAGUAGGAUUACGUAUGUAGAUAUUAUUGAUUAUAUGGUGCUCGUGUACCCUUCUUCUUCUGCUGCUGCUGCUGACGGUGCUACAUAAGUACAUAUCAUAUUAUUGCUACAUUAUUACUAUUGUAUGCUCUUGUAGUUUAAAUAAAUUCGGGACGAGAAAUCAA
Folsomia candida is the source of this 24953-nucleotide messenger RNA. RefSeq names its product nesprin-1 (gene Msp300). Bases 534 to 24590 code for a protein of 8018 amino acids. Lineage: Eukaryota; Metazoa; Arthropoda; Collembola; Entomobryomorpha; Isotomidae. The transcript has 109 exons. The record is from RefSeq and is a predicted model, not a curated record. Gene Ontology annotation, biological process: nuclear migration. Gene Ontology annotation, cellular component: cytoplasm; meiotic nuclear membrane microtubule tethering complex; nuclear outer membrane. Gene Ontology annotation, molecular function: actin filament binding.